AUGCAUUGCCACCUCUUGCCUAUCAGCCUUAUCGCUCUAGCUUUGGCCAACGCGACCCCUGUCGAAGUUGACCGCAUGGAUAGCGUGCUGUUUGAGAGGCGCGGGCUGCAGUUCACUGCCAAUAACCUCUUCCCCAGCCCACGCUUUGCUGGACUGGGCUAUUCAAACACAAAUGUGUUCCCUGACCUGGCAUUCUCGGCUGGUAGUGGCCAAAUUUUCGGUUGUGGUGUUGCUCCUAAUAUGCCCUGUCCAGCUCCAGCUCCGGAUCCUGAGCCCCAAUCUGCUCUGGCACCCGAACCUCAACCAGCUCCCGCUCCUCAACCAUGUGACCAGGGCCAGGUUCAGGCUCAGAGGUGCCCGGUUCCUGCACCCCAGCCAGCCCCGGCACCGGCUCCUGCUCCAGCCCCUUGCCUUGCUCCAGCUCCCCAGCCUUGUGUUCAGCCUCAACUGGCUCCUACUCUCGCUCCCCAACCUGUUCCAGAACCUCAACCCGCUCCCCAGCCUGCACCGCAGCCUUGCGACCAGUCUCAAGGCCAGGAAUGCCCCGGUGCAAGCACAGCGCCAGCUACGUUCAACUUCAGCAACAGUCAGAACGGCAACCUGCAGGAUGACCAGUACCACGAGAACAGUUUGUUUGCGAACAACAAGGGCGCCAAUGCCAGGAACGUCCAAACAGGUACAAACACGAAUAUGAACUACAUGGGUCCGAACUGA
This is a messenger RNA of Linderina pennispora, 714 nucleotides long. RefSeq lists its product as uncharacterized. The transcript has a single exon. The coding region runs from base 1 to 714 and encodes 237 amino acids. NCBI's taxonomy places the organism in Eukaryota, Fungi, Kickxellomycota, Kickxellomycetes, Kickxellales, Kickxellaceae. The record is from RefSeq and is a predicted model, not a curated record.